This is a messenger RNA of Ascochyta rabiei, 564 nucleotides long. RefSeq lists its product as uncharacterized. Lineage: Eukaryota; Fungi; Ascomycota; Dothideomycetes; Pleosporales; Didymellaceae. The record is from RefSeq and is a predicted model, not a curated record. The coding region runs from base 1 to 564 and encodes 187 amino acids. The transcript is spliced from 3 exons.
AUGAAGCUCACCACAACCCUCGCCGUAGCACUGGCAGCCGACGCAGCCAGCGCCGCAGCCCUACAAGCCCGCCACUAUCUCUUCCCCGCCCUGACCGGCACAGCAGACUGCGACACAGUCUGUCGCCGCCGGGUCGAGCACCAAGGACCUCUGCAAUUUUACAUGGCCAGAGUCCCCACAGGCAAAACAGCAGCAACCUGGGACGGCAGCGGGAACGUGUGGUUCAAGAUUUACACAGAGAAAGCCAACGUCGCGAACGGCGCGUUGACGUGGGCCAGCAUGAACGCCGCCACGGCCUCUGUCACGAUUCCAAAGGCGACACCUUCAGGCGAGUAUCUGCUGCGCGUCGAGCACAUUGCGCUGCAUACUGCUAGUGCGAUCAAUGGCGCGCAGAUUUACUUGUCCUGCGCCCAGAUCAAGGUUACAGGCGGUGGGAGUGGGACUCCGGGCCCGCUUGUUGCGUUUCCUGGUGCGUACACGGCUGGUGAGAAGGGGUUGCAGGUCAAUAUCUAUGGCGGGCAGACUUCGUACACGGCUCCGGGGCCCGCGGUGUGGACUGGUUAG